UUCCAAGGUGGCUAUUUAGAAUUUUCCUGAGUCACUCAUCCCUGGCGCAGCAUGGUGUUGGUAAACAAGGAGCGAACGAGAGAGAUCACGCCGCCAUCUGUUGAGCGGCGGUGGAAGCAUCAUUGGCUCCGAGCGCUGCCCACCUCGCCCCGUUCCCACCCUCCCUGCAGAACCCGCCCCGUCCACACCUCAGCAGCUUCAGUGGCGAGCGAGAGGCGGCGGAUGCGAUCAACACACAGGCGGCGGCGGCGAAGAUCAGAAGACUAAUUACACAAGUGCUUGGCGAGGAAGGGAGACGAAAUGAGUGAUCUCUUUGGAAGUUUCGCAUCCGCCAGCGGCUAUGGUCAUGGGGGGUACGAGAAGGAGAUAGAAUGUAACUCCGCCCUGGGAUUGCUCGGACUUUUGGGACUCAUCGAACUGCUGCGGGACAUCAUCGAGAACAUGGUGACGAUGUCGACAGAGAGGCGGCGAAGGAGCGUGGCUGACGGAGGAUUCUUCAGGAACUCCUUCGUGGGCACGCUGUUCAGGGGAGAGGCAGCGGACCAUAGCCCCCUCGGCACCCUCCCCGCCCUCCUGCUGCCAUUGCUGCACAGCGCCGUGGAUGCCUCGGACGGCUUCCACUCCCCGACCUGCUUCGAAAAGACGAUCUGUGAGACCAACAAAGCUUUAGCCUCCAGAAGUUUACUUUGGGGUUUUCCCGGAGCAUUCCUCGCCAAUUCCACGACCUCCGUCAUCAGCAUGGUGGUGGCCAAAGCCUUUACCAACGAUGGCGAGUCCUACCAGAGGGCAAUUGAGGCCGGGAAUGCGGGAAGGUCAGGCGUGAACUGCGAGGCGGCAUACUCGAGCUGCCGGACCCUGCAGCCCCGACACCGCGUUCCGACGGCUGACGUGAACACUGUGGUCAGGCAACACCUCGACGGUAUGACGUAAACAGCGAAGAGAGAGAGAGAGAGAGAGAGAGAGAGAGAGAGAGAGAGAGAGAGUGUGUGUUUGAACAAUACAAAUGCGUUUCUUGUGUUCACUGUUGUGGUUACGGGCCAAUAUUUGUUCUGCGUUCCUAAACUCAAGGACUGUUUAUCUUUGCAAGUCAAAAUACCUUGAAUAUGCCCAAAAGGUUUUUUGUAAGUUUUGUUCACAGAUUUCAGCGAGUGUCUGUAUGUGUUAAGAAUGGAUCAAUGAUGUUAUAUUACUAUCACAGUGAUACAACCUGGAUGAAGUGUUAUGAUUUUGUAUUGUAACUUAGAUAACAUAAUAAACUAUA
Messenger RNA from Eriocheir sinensis (Chinese mitten crab), 1261 nucleotides. RefSeq lists its product as uncharacterized. The record is from RefSeq and is a predicted model, not a curated record. The coding region runs from base 301 to 930 and encodes 209 amino acids. Lineage: Eukaryota; Metazoa; Arthropoda; Malacostraca; Decapoda; Varunidae. The transcript has 5 exons.